Clupea harengus (Atlantic herring) is the source of this 5311-nucleotide messenger RNA. It is a transcript of the gene cntn4, whose product is annotated as contactin 4. Lineage: Eukaryota; Metazoa; Chordata; Actinopteri; Clupeiformes; Clupeidae. Gene Ontology annotation, biological process: brain development; cell-cell adhesion; axon guidance. Gene Ontology annotation, molecular function: cell-cell adhesion mediator activity. The record is from RefSeq and is a predicted model, not a curated record. Gene Ontology annotation, cellular component: axon; plasma membrane.
ACUGCGAUUUUACCAGAGCUGAUUUCAGUUGACGACGACAUUAUCAACAGCGACUCAUUUCAGAUAGACUCUUAAGGGUGAUGCGCUUCAUCCAAUCCCCUGAGUUCAGAACGUGGGAGGUGCCCACCUCAUGCCACUGCGAGCUCAGGGGCUAUGUCGAUAUGAUGAAUGCACCACCGGCACCGGAUAGUACAAUGUUUCCUGCUUAGUAUUGCCUUGGAUUGGUUUACAGCGCGGUAGUUGUUUAGUGCUGAGUCCCAGCUGAGAGGUUCGGUCCAUUAUAUCUCUACCGCUUGGACAACCCAGAAGGGUCUCUUCCGCUUGAAUGAUCGGUUCAGUGAGAGCUUCGCAAAGACACUGCUCCUGUACAAGCACUGGUCUAAGGAGGAGAGUCCAACUGAUGUAUUAUAAGUGAAGACCAAAACGAGUGCAUAAAAGGAAUCCAUACGUUUGUAAUUGGAUGUGAGUCUGCUUUGACCCCACAAAACUGAAGAUGAUGUUGCUAUGGAAACUGCUGGUGCUGCAGUCAUUCAUGGGGUGCCUCGCAGUGGGCAGUGGCCUGCAGAGCCCUGUCUUUACCAAACAGCCCGGCAGCAUCGUGUUUCCCGUGGACUCCCUGGAGAAGAGCAGGGAGGUGGUCUUCAGCUGCGAGGCACAGGGCAGCCCGCCUCCAUUUUACAGGUGGAGGCUGAAUGGAUCCAUUAUCGACCCAACAUCAGGCUCCCACUACACCCUGUCUGGAGGAAACCUGCGCAUCAGCCACCUGAACAAAGACCAAGAUGCAGGGACGUACCAGUGCCUCGCCUCCAACUCUUUUGGGACCAUCAUCAGCCGAGAGGCGAGUCUAACCUUCGCAUACCUGGAAAACUUCAAGACCCACAGACGGAGCUCAGUGUCGGUGCGUGAAGGACAGGGCGUGGUACUUCUGUGCGGACCUCCCUCCCACUCUGGAGGUCUGACGUUUUCCUGGAUUUUUAACAAGUACCCGUCGGUCGUCAAACAGGACAGUCGACGAUUCAUAUCCCAAGAGACGGGUAAUCUCUACAUCGCCAAGGUGGAGCCAUCUGAUGUGGGCAACUACACCUGUGUGGUCACCAACACCGUCACGAAGACCAGGGUAGAAGGUCCUCCUACUCCACUAGUGCUACGCUCUGAUGGUGUGAUGGGUGAAUAUGAACCAAAGAUUGAAGUGCAGUUUCCAGAGCUGGUUCCAGUAGCCAAAGGCUCCACUGUGAAGCUGGAGUGUUUUGCCUUAGGAAACCCGGUCCCAUCCAUAACAUGGCGGAGGGUGGACGGCGUCCUCUUCUCUCGGAAGGUGGACAUGCGCAAAGCCAGCGGCGUCCUGGAAAUCCCCUACUUCCAGCAGGAGGAUGCCGGGAUCUACGAGUGCACAGCAGAGAAUGCGAAAGGGAGGAACGCGGUGAAAGGCAAACUGUCUUUCUAUGCCCCUCCCCAGCUGAUCGAGCUUCCUCAGGACGUGCAGAAGGCCAUCGACGAGUCUCUGGUGUGGGAGUGCAAGGCCACCGGCAAGCCCAAGCCGUCCUACAGAUGGAUGAGAAACGGAGAGAAUCUCGAGUCGGUCGAGGGCAGAGUGCAGGUCGUCAACGGGGCCCUGACCAUUAGCCGACUGACGAUGGCCGACAUGGGCAUGUACCAGUGUGUGGCCGAAAACAAACACGGCGAGGUGUACAGCAACGCCGAGCUGAAAGUUGUCGCUGUGGCGCCGGAUUUCUCGCAGAACCUGGUGAAGACGCACACGAUGGUGCGCGAGGGCGGCGAUGUGCUAAUCGAAUGUCGGCCUAAGAUGUCCCCCCGGGGCCUGAUCUCCUGGAGGAAGGGAACCGAGGCACUGCGCGCGACCAGCAGGAUUUCCAUCUUGGACAGUGGAAGCCUGAGGAUAUCAAAUGCGACCAAAUCAGAUGCAGGUCUCUACACCUGCGUUGCCAGUAACCAGUUUGGAGAGGCCAGCAGUGCUGGGAGUCUCCUGGUUAAAGAGCCCACGGUGAUCACCACCCAGCCGGCGACGCUGGACGUGACGGUGGGGGAGAGCAUCGUCCUGCCCUGCCAGGUGACCCAUGACCCCUCCCUGGAGCCCCGCUUCACCUGGUUCUUCAAUGAGCAGCUCAUCAACUUCGGAAGCCACGGCGGCUACUUUGAGAAAGUCGGAGGACACUCUUCCGGGGAUAUCAUGAUCCGGAACAUUCAGCUGAGGCAUGCUGGGAAGUAUACCUGCGCCGUGCAGACCAAGGUGGACAGCAUCUCCAUCGCCACAGACCUGAUUGUUCGAGGUCCUCCGGGCCCGCCCACGAGCGUCCAUGUGGAAGAAAUCAGCGAUAGCACAGCUUCCCUCUCCUGGAGGCCUGGGCCUGAUAAUCACAGUCCAAUUACCGCAUACACCAUCCAGGCGAGGACGCCCUUCUCGCUGGGCUGGCAGGCCGUCACCACAGUUCCGGAGCUGGUGGGGGGGCGGCGUCUGACGGCCACCGUGACCGACCUGAGCCCCUGGGUGGAGUACGAGUACCGAGUCCUGGCAAGCAACGCCAUCGGAACCGGAGAGCCCAGCAAGCCCUCCAAGCAAGCACGGACCAAAGAAACCUUGCCAAAGGUCACGCCGGCCAAUGUGAGCGGAGGAGGGGGCAGCCGCUCAGAGCUAGUCAUCACCUGGGAGCCUGUCCCUGAGGAGCUGCAGAAUGGCGAAGGCUUCGGCUACGUGGUGGCCUUCAGGCCGCUCAACGCCACAGGCUGGAUGCAGGCCGCCGUGCCCUUGGCCGACGCCUCCAGAUACAUCUUCAAAAACGACAGCGUCCAGCCCUUCUCGCCCUUCCAAGUCAAAGUGGGCGUCUACAACAAUAAAGGAGAGGGCCCCUUCGGACCCACAGUGACCGUGUACUCCGCCGAGGAGGAGCCGGUGCGAACACCCAACAGAGUCCGUGCCAAGAGUCUGUCGGCUUCAGACGUGGAGGUGACAUGGAGAGGCUUGCCCUGGUACACAAGCAAGAAGCCCGACCAGAGCAAAAGAAUCCUCGGCUACGAGCUGAGAUACUGGGAGAAGACGGAAAAGGAGGAGACGGCAAGCGUGCUGAGGACGGUGGGCAAUCAGACGUCGGCCAUUAUCCAGGGUCUGAAAGGAAGUACCACCUACUACGUGACGGUGCGAGCAUACAACACGGCGGGCUCCGGACCCCCGAGCGGCAUCUCCAACGUCACCACCAAGAAGCCACCUCCCAGCCAGCCUCCACUUAAAGUCAUGUGGAACACGUCGAACUCCAAGAUCAUCCUGAACUGGGAACGAGUGAAAGCCCUGGAGAACGAGUCGGAGGUCAUGGGCUACAAAGUGCUCUACAAACGGAACAGGCACAGUCGGCCCAGCGUCAUGGAGACCAACACCACCUCGGUGGAGCUCUCCCUCCCCACCGACGAGGAGUACAUCAUCCAGAUCAAGCCCUUUGGAGAGGGCGGCGAGGGCAGCAGCAGCAGACAAAUCACCAUCCCCAGAAUAUCAGGUUCCCCUGCGAUGGGCUCAGCCUCCACAGUGUCCACCCUGUCGGCGCUCAGCACAAUAGCACUUUCCUUCACAGCACGGACAUCCUUAUGACGAACCGGAUUGUGGAGAGAGAUGACCCAAAGCUGCCUGCACAGAGGGCAGGAAUCGGACGGGCCGCAACGAAAACGACCACCUUAAACUAGAUCCAUUCAUUUAGAAGCUAGAGAGCAAGAGAGGUCUGAGGAGAGAGAAACGUUACCGAGAUGAGCAGGGCUCGGAGGUUACGAGGUCCCUGCCACGUACUAAGGAAUGGGCGAAAAACAAGGCUCGAGUCUGUUGUUACCAAAGCAGCUUAGAAAAAGAGAAAAAAAUUAAAAAAAAUCUUAUAUGCGUAUUUUGUAUGACAUAUCUAGCUUUUUAUAAAUUUCUUUUGAAUCGACUUGAAACUGAUCUGAACCCAGUUUCUGGACAGGCUUAUGGAUGUGUAGGAGCUGCCGUAGAUGCAUGUCAUUUACAUUCUCUGACUGCAUAAAACAAAUGGGAUUGCUUUGAAAACCCCUCUUCGAACCCUUUUGAUGUGUGUUGUAAUUCAGUUUUAUUAUUAUUUCCAGAUGAAGUCUUGAACUUCUAACUCUAUGGGUCAUGCAAUCAAAUUUAGACCACAUGACCACUCCUUAAUGUUUACUCUCCCGUUCGUCAGCAUUGCACUAAAGUAAUCCCCUUGACUGCAGAUUCCAAUAACAGAAAAUCAUAAUGGUAGAAAGAUGAACGAGAAUAUGCUUCCCAGCAACGAGGGUGAACGUCCUAUCUCCCUCCCUCUCUCUUCUCUGUAAGUGCAGUCUUUCCUUGCGGACUCGCUCUGACCACUAUUGUACUGAAGACUAGAUCAUAUGGCUGUCACCUCAUCCAUGCAUUGUUGUACGUAUAGAGCUCUUCUUUGCCUUGUGUGUGCCUCAUCAUGUGUUUAAAAAUCCUCAGGUCCUGAAGAAAAAGCCUUAACUUCUACCACAUAUUUAUUUUCAAGACUAUACUGUACGUCAUUAUUAGCACAGCGGGACUCUCUGCAGUGGUUAUUGGUGAUUGGGUGAGAUAUAGUUUAAGUAGUCAUACCUAAUGCGUUGCUUUGCAGUUGUUAGUACUUCAAGGUCCAUCUCAUGAUGUUGCCGUUCAUCAUGGCUCAAGGGCAAUGGUAUAUGUGAGGCCUGGUCCGUUUCAGUAGGUCUGUGUUUGAAAAUAUUCUGCUGCUAAUUUUUCUUUUGAUUUCGUUUUUCCUCCGUGGGAACAGUCUGCUGACGCCGUGUGAGACUGGUACAGUACAUAGCGUGUAAAUUUAGUCGAGCGCCAGUAGUGUGUCGUACUUUAAAGGGACGUGUAGGCUAGAUUGCUGAGCGUCUCAGAAUUGCGCCAUGAAAAAAAAAAAAAAAGUGUAAUAUACUUUUUUGUAUAUUUCAGAUCAUUUAUAUAUUAAAAAAAUAUAAACAAACAACGUUUCUAAAGAGCUGAUCUUGGUUUUUACCUGACUACACGAAACCAUUUCAUAACAGCGCUUUACUAUCUCUCUGCAUGUGUCUGUUCUUUGGGUUCAUCCAUUUUUGCUUGUAGACUGACUGGCUUGUGGUCAUGCAAGAGAUGGGAGGUGCAGAUGUUUGAGAUUUGUGUACGUGUGUCCAUGUAGGGCAAAAGAAUCAUCACCGUCUUAGUCUCUCUCUUUCUCAUUCGGAAGCGCUUCUCCAUGCCGAUGUGUAUCACUAGAGAUCUAGACUCUUUUUUGAUGUUGUUCCUUGUUUAUACUGGGUCGAUGAAUAAAGUUUAUUAACUUAUUUAAAA